Molecule: messenger RNA, 518 nt
Organism: Harmonia axyridis
Lineage: Eukaryota; Metazoa; Arthropoda; Insecta; Coleoptera; Coccinellidae
Exons: 2
Coding region: 87-431 (114 amino acids)
Source: RefSeq, a predicted model, not a curated record
UUACUAUUCACGAAAAACAAUUAAAUCCUAUGGUAUAAAUAGUGUAUAGGAUAGUGGGGUAUUUGCAAAUUGUACAGCUCAACGAAAUGGCUAAGCACACUGUUCAACUUUGUUCGGUGGUCAUCGUUAUUUUUGCAGUGGCAAUACCUACACUUGCUGGGGAAAUUUCAAAGCCACCGAUUCUAGAAGGGUUGAUUGGUAAAACCACUACCGAACGAGCUUUGAAAGAAUAUGUGGAUGAUAAAUCUUUGGAAGGAGAAAUAAUUUGGGCUCUACUGGAACUCAUGUCUUGGAUUCAAGAAAUAGUCGCAACAAUGAGUGAAGAUAAGAAUAAUGAGAGUCCUGAUUUACCAGAACCUUUGGGUGGAAGAGUAGCAUACAGAUGUUUAACUAGAAUACUCGGAUUAUUGAAAAUUUUAAUGGGUCUUUGAGAUCUAAUACUUUUGUGAUGAUUAUUUGAAUAUAAUUGAUGAUAACGUAUUCAUCGUUUCUGAAAUUAAUAAAGAAGUUUCCUAAUA